Messenger RNA from Ornithorhynchus anatinus (platypus), 1242 nucleotides. It is a transcript of the gene GJB1, whose product is annotated as gap junction protein beta 1. NCBI's taxonomy places the organism in Eukaryota, Metazoa, Chordata, Mammalia, Monotremata, Ornithorhynchidae. The record is from RefSeq and is a predicted model, not a curated record. Gene Ontology annotation, cellular component: connexin complex. Gene Ontology annotation, biological process: cell communication. The transcript has 3 exons. Bases 316 to 1167 code for a protein of 283 amino acids.
UCGACAGGAGGGAGGAGCCGGCCCGGCGAGGCCGCGUGUACGAUAGCGAUCCGCUCCCGCUCUCUGGCGUCUCUGACGGGGCGGGCGACUCUCUCGGGCCCCAGGCGGCCUCCCGUCUCUCGGCGAGGGGUGGUGUCUCUGACGGGGCGGUCGUCUCUCCCGGUUGGGGGGCGGCGUCCCUUCUCUCCGCAGGGGGUGGUGUCUCCGACGGGGCGGUCGUCCCAGCGCCGGCUCGGAAGCCACCGUGGCAGAGGGCAGAGAGAGACAGAGACGGAGAGAGCUGUGCCCAGGGUCGGGCUAGGUGACUGAGGCAGGAUGAACUGGGCGGGCCUGUACACCUUGCUGAGCGGCGUCAACCGCCACUCCACGGCCAUCGGGCGCGUGUGGCUGUCGGUCAUCUUCAUCUUCCGCAUCAUGGUCCUCGUGGUGGCCGCCGAGAGCGUGUGGGGGGACGAGAAGGCGGCCUUCACCUGCAACACGCAGCAGCCCGGCUGCAACAGCGUCUGCUACGACCACUUCUUCCCCGUGUCCCACGUGCGGCUCUGGUCCCUGCAGCUCAUCCUGGUGUCCACCCCGGCCCUCCUGGUGGCCAUGCACGUGGCCCACCAGCAGCACGCCGAGAAGAAGCUCCUGCGCCUGGAGGGCCGCGGCGACCCCCUGCACCUGGAGGAGGUCAAGCGUCAGAAGGUGCGCAUCUCCGGCACGCUGUGGUGGACCUACGUGGUCAGCGUGGCCUUCCGGCUGCUCUUCGAGGCCGUCUUCAUGUACGUCUUCUACCUGCUCUACCCGGGCUACGCCAUGGUCCGGCUGGUCAAGUGCGAGGCCUACCCCUGCCCCAACACGGUGGACUGCUUCGUCUCCCGCCCCACGGAGAAGACCGUCUUCACCGUCUUCAUGCUGGCCGCCUCGGGCCUCUGCAUCGCCCUCAACGUGGCCGAGCUGGUCUACCUGGUGGUCCGGGCCUGCGCCCGCCGGGCCCGCCGCCGCCGGGCCGGCCCCCCGGCCCGCAAGGGCUCGGGCGGCUUCGCCCACCGCCUCUCGCCCGAGUACAAGCAGAACGAGAUCAACAAGCUCCUGGGCGAGCAGGACGGCUCCCUCAAGGACCUCCUACGCCGCGGGCCGGGCUCGGCCCCGGCCGAGAAGGGUGACCGCUGCUCCGCCUGCUGAGGGGGGGCGGGGGGGCGUCCCCUCCCCCGGCCCCCGCGCCGCGUCCCCCCCGAUUAAAAGAGGAUUUUACAGAAA